Molecule: messenger RNA, 762 nt
Organism: Symbiodinium pilosum
Lineage: Eukaryota; Dinophyceae; Suessiales; Symbiodiniaceae
Source: the annotation of a GenBank genome assembly
AUGAUCGGUGGGCUCUUGAAUGCUACGUUCGGCAACGCCGUCGAGAUGAUCGUGACGGUCAACGCCAUCAAGGCUGGCCUCGUCAACGUGGUGCAGGGGAGCCUGUUAGGAUCCAUUCUCUCCAACAUGCUCCUGGUGCUUGGCAUGUCCUUCUUCGCAGCGGGCGUGGUGGAGAAAGAGAGUCGAUUCAGUGCCAAGGGCGCAUCCGCUAACAUGACAUGCCUCACGCUAGGGUCCAUUGCCCUGGCAUUGCCAACAAUCUACAACUGCAUGGAGAACACCUCGACAGAGGAUGUGCUUAGCAUCUCACGAAUCUCUUCCGCAGUCAUUGCGGGUGUCUAUGUGUUGUUUCUGAUCUUUCAACUGCUCACACAUGCGCACCUCUUUGCUUCGGAGGGUGAGGAGGAGGAGGAAGUCUCCAUCUCCGCCUGUUCCUCCAUUCUCCUCCUGCUUUUCGCCACGCUUUGCGUGGCAGUGUGCUCCGAGUUUCUGGUGGAUUCCAUCGAGGGCGUAACGGAGGAGUAUGGCCUCCCAGGAGCAUUCAUCGGUGUGAUCCUUCUGCCAAUCGUGGGCAAUGCCGCGGAGCAUGCAACGGCAGUGACCGUCGCGGCCAAGGGCAAGAUGGACCUUGCGUUGGGGGUCGCCGUGGGGUCGUCUACGCAGAUCGCACUGCUCGUGGUUCCUUUCUCGGUGAUCGUCGGUUGGGCCUUCGACGUGCCGAUGUCGUUGGAUUUCCGAAUCUUCGACACCACAGCGACUUGA